AUGGCUCCCCAGUUCAUGUUUCUCAUUGGCAAACCUCCCGUUGUCAUCAUUCUUGUUCCUUUCUUGUGUAUCUUAGCCUCUGUCAUUGCCAUGUUCACUCGGCCAAUUCUAUGGCUUGCACGGUUACUACUUAACAGCCGAGGCCUCGAGGACAGGAUUCUCCGGUCAUUUCCAAAGAUCUGUUAUACUGCAGAAGUCGAUGAAAAGCUCACAGAAUGCGCUGUCUGCUUGAUGGAGUAUGAGGAUGGAGAUGCAUUAAGGAUUUUGCCUCCUUGUGGUCAUGGUUUCCAUGUUGACUGUGUUGAUAGGUGGCUGAAGUGCCACUCUUCAUGUCCAUCGUGUCGCGCCGUUGUAGUUAUGGAGAGCAAAGCACAGAUACUUGGAGACGCCAAUAGUCCACCAUUCUCAGAUACAUCAUAUACAGUUUCAAAUCCGUACAGACUGAGUUUCUGGCAUCUUUGA
Molecule: messenger RNA, 462 nt
Organism: Rosa rugosa (rugosa rose)
Lineage: Eukaryota; Viridiplantae; Streptophyta; Magnoliopsida; Rosales; Rosaceae
Product: RING-H2 finger protein ATL8-like
Exons: 1
Coding region: 1-462 (153 amino acids)
Source: RefSeq, a predicted model, not a curated record